AAAAACGCGCGAAACUAUCCACUCGAGAGCGAGAACAAUCGCAACCAUGGGGAAAAAGAGGAAGGCCUCAAGCCAAGCGUACAACAAUCCUGAUCGGCCUACGAAACCGGAGUCCUCGAAGUUGCUCAUCAACUCGUAUGAAGACGUCGCUGAUUCCGAGGACGAGUUCUUGGACAACCGAGACAGGAUCCUUCUGGAUGAAGGCCCGCUGGCGAAGAAGCAGCGCAAGCUCCAAGAAGAAGACGAAUUGCUAGAUCUCUCUGAUGAAGAAGUUUUGGCGCUUCCUGAAUCAGAAGAUGAGGACUACUACGAGGACGACGAUGAAGACCGUGAAGGAGAACAAGAUAAUAUCGAAGAGAAUCAGCCCGAGCAAGAAUCGGAAGAUGGUAUAAACAUCGUGUCUGGAGGGGUAAAAGUGAAGUCCGGGAAACACGGGCAGGAUCUAGAAGAGGAAGAUGACGACGAAGGGUGGGGCGAUUCGAAGCAGGACUACUAUGGUGCGGACGAGAUAGAUACAGAGCAGGCUGCUCUCGACGAAGAAGCAGAAGCAAAGCGAAUACAGCAAAAACGCCUUGAGUCUCUGGCCGGAGCAGACAUGCUGUUCAGUCUGGGAGGGGCGAGCGCCCCAGAAGAUGAUGCUGAGAGCUCAGAUGACGAAGACGAGAUUGUCACAGAGCAGCUGCCAGAACUGGAGAUUCCAGAGAACCUGGGGGAUGAGGAAAGACUGAAGCUACUCAAGACACGAUACCCAGAACUGGAGGCAAUCGCGAACGAUUGGCUUCAGUUGCACAGACUGCGUGACGAAAUCGAACGAGACGCAAGCUACGUGCCAAAAAUCCUCGAACUUCGAUCCGCCCUUAACCUUUCAGAAGGUGCGGAAUCUCACAUCGCUACCAUCAGAUACACAGCACUCUCCGCAUAUCUGGCCGCAUGUGCCAUGUACUUUGCGGUCCUAACUUCUACUGCAAACGGGACUUCGGGUGUGCUGGCGCUGGCACCGCGGACGCUGCGCGAACACCCAGUCAUUCAGAACGUGCUUGAGUCGCGCCAGAUGUGGGAAGAAGUGUGUCGUCAUCCUAGAGUUGAUACCGCUGCAGAGCUAGCAGAUUUGGAAGAACAAGCAGCAAACGCAGCCAAAGGAGCUCAAAGGACUGAUUUAGCAGCCUCAACGGCUGCAGAAGAAAGACGAGACGAGAGUGUGGCCAAACCGAAGGUUAAGAAAUCAAAGACGGCAAAGGCCAAAGAAGAUCUCGAGGCGGAGGCGUUGCGAGCAGCAUCUGAAGCUCGACGUGCGGAACGCAUGCGCCAAGUCGAGGAAGGUCUCGCAGAUCUCUCUGAGCUGGCUGUCAAGAGAUCGAGUCAAAAGGCGUCCAAGAUCAGAACUGCGCCUUCAGGAAAACUCAUUAUCGUCGACGAUGACUCGUCUGAUCUUGGUGACGAGAGCACACUCACGGCGCAGGAACUUGCGGCCAAAGCAGCUCGGAAGAAGAGCUUGAAGUUCUACACCAGCCAGAUUGUCCAGAAGGCCAACAAGCAGGGUUCUCGAAGCAAAGAUUACGGUGGCGACAUUGACGUUCCGUAUCGUGAGCGGCUCAAGGACCGAGAGGCCAGGCUCAACGCUGCUGCCGAACGCAGAGGACGACAGGCGCCAAAGCCAGGCGAGGAGCUCGGGGGCGAGAGCAGCGGUGAGGAAACGGCUGCAAAUGGUAAAAAGCAAGUUCCGUCGGACGAGGAAGAUUACUACGACAUGGUCGCGGCACGGGCGAAGCAGAAGAAGGCGGACAAGAAGGCCGCAGCGGAAGCUUACGCCGAAGCGCAAAGGCAGAAUGCGCAGGUAUAUGAAGUGGAGGAAGUAGGCCCAGACGGAAAACGCAAGAUCAGCUACCAGAUCGAGAAGAACAAAGGCCUGACGCCACAUCGCAAGAAAGAAGUGCGAAAUCCGAGAGUCAAGAAGAAGUUGAAGUACGCGUCGAAGCUGAAGAAGCUGGGAAGCACGAGGCAGGUGUACAAGGGCGGCGAAGGCCGAGGAGGCUACGGCGGCGAGUUGAGCGGCAUCAAGACUGGCCUCGUCAAAAGUAUCAAACUCUAAGCGUACUGGCUCAUGCCUCGAGCCCACAUGUAUUCACGCACAAACACAACAAAAUUCAACGUGCACCUUUUCACCUUUUUCCAAAAUAUAGUGCUCCACUACAAA
Messenger RNA from Verruconis gallopava, 2194 nucleotides. RefSeq lists its product as uncharacterized. Gene Ontology annotation, biological process: maturation of SSU-rRNA from tricistronic rRNA transcript (SSU-rRNA, 5.8S rRNA, LSU-rRNA). The coding region runs from base 47 to 2089 and encodes 680 amino acids. The record is from RefSeq and is a predicted model, not a curated record. Gene Ontology annotation, cellular component: small-subunit processome; nucleolus. The transcript has 3 exons. NCBI's taxonomy places the organism in Eukaryota, Fungi, Ascomycota, Dothideomycetes, Venturiales, Sympoventuriaceae.